This is a messenger RNA of Phytophthora sojae, 333 nucleotides long. RefSeq lists its product as hypothetical. The transcript has a single exon. The record is from RefSeq and is a predicted model, not a curated record. Lineage: Eukaryota; Oomycota; Peronosporomycetes; Peronosporales; Peronosporaceae. The coding region runs from base 1 to 333 and encodes 110 amino acids.
AUGUUUCAGAUGACAAUUUCGAAGACGCACCCCGUCAACGCGCUCGGGAUCAUCAUGGUGCUGAAGAAGCUUGGCCUGCUCGAAGAAGUGAAGAAAGAUCCAAAUCGCGUAGCAUUGGUUCUUGUCGUCCCGCACGAAAUUGCGGACAGCUACAAGCGACAGGAGAUCGUAUCGGCAGCAGUGAACGGCAGUGAGAGAGUUCUUUCGGUGAGAGGCAUUGGGGUGAAAAGCGCCAAGAAGCUGGCACAACAUGGAAUCACCACAAUUGACGAGCUGAUGAGAGCGAUCGAUACAAAUACUCUACCGGACAAAACGAUAUCAUCUACGGCGUGA